This is a messenger RNA of Dalotia coriaria, 1071 nucleotides long. Its product is annotated as probable serine hydrolase. Lineage: Eukaryota; Metazoa; Arthropoda; Insecta; Coleoptera; Staphylinidae. The transcript is spliced from 2 exons. Bases 1 to 1029 code for a protein of 342 amino acids. The record is from RefSeq and is a predicted model, not a curated record.
AUGCUUAGAAAAUUACCUCUUCUGUGUGCAAACCUGAAAGAAAUUAACAAGGUAUCAACAUGUUUCGCAAGCAGUGCAGCAUGUGAAGUACGAAUUCCUGUACCAUGGGGCCACAUUGCAGGCAAGUGGUGGGGCCCCAAGGAUAAAGCACCUAUUUUCACCUUUCAUGGGUGGCAGGAUAACUGUGGAUCGUUUGACCUACUAAUGCCAAUUCUCCCAAAACAUCUAAGUUUCCUCACUGUGGACUUUCCAGGCCAUGGAUUCAGCUCCAAAAUACCUCCUGGUCUUUUCUAUCACAAUUUAAAUGGAGUGAUGCUUAUAAGACGCCUGCAAACUUAUUUUAACUUAGAAAAAGUCAGUCUCAUGGGUCAUUCACUUGGUGCAAUCACAAGUUACACCUAUGGUGGAUUCUACCCACAAUCAGUUAAUUUUGUUAUAUGUAUUGAUGGCCUCAGUCCACUUAUUAAUCCAAAGCGUUUGGACAGAGUGACUGAAAGUAUUGAUGCAUUUCUAAAAUAUGAUCAACAAGUUGUUAACAAUUUGUCUGGCAAAGUAGAACCACCAGCUUAUUCAAUGGAAACUAUGAUUGAGAUGAUGCACAAAGGAACCCGAGGAUCGGUAGAUAAAGAUAAAUGCAAGUACAUUAUCACACGGAAUAUCAAAGAGUCGAAAUUAAAACCGGGAUUGUUUUAUUUCGAUCGUGAUCCGAGACUUAAGUCAGGCCCGCUGAUGAAUUGGCCAAUGGAGGAUUUGCUGGAGCAUGCAAACCGAAUUAAUUUUCCCAUCUUGGCGACCAAGGCGGAAUCGUCGCCGGUGUUGAGCAAUCAUGGCAUUAUUAAAACUGUUAGGGAGAUUAUUUCGAAACAGAAUCCAACAGCUGAGUUCCUUGCUGUGGCAGGGAAACAUCAUGGGCAUUUGAACACGCCGGAGAUUUUUGCAGAUAUUAUACCGAAAUUUAUUGCCAAAUAUGAAAACACGCAGAAAGACAUGGACCUAAAGUACUUUGAAGCUAUUAAACAUGUUGAGUAAUUAUUUAUUGUGAGAUUAAUAAAGAUAAAUUGUUGUUACAUA